CCAACAGCAGCGAGUGUCAGGAGAUAGCUGGGUGGCAGGGACAGGGGGAAAGGGGCUUUUCUCUGUGGCCACCUGGGAAACAGCCAUGUAAGAUCAGUGGCUUGUCAAGACAGACUUACAGAAACAAUUCCAUUUAACGACCCGGUCAUCCAACUUUGUAACACAGCAGCAUCCAUCCUGGAGGAAAAUCUGUAUUGAGUGAAAUCCGAGAAGAAGCAAGUGGAAUAAAAGAAGGCAAAAUCGAGUUUUCUGCAAAGUGUGGCGUGCGCCCUGGAGCUUCAUGGACACGCGCAGAAAAAACCAAAGUAACUCCAAAAGAAGAACACCCCACAAGUUGCGCACCAAGGAUAUCUCCAAUCAGCUUUGAUGUCAGGUGAAGGUGAAGUCAGACUGACGGAGGUUGUAUCUUUAGCCAGGUAACAGACUAAACUUAACGUUCUCAUCGGGGCGGUAUUGGGCUGCGGGGAGCCAUGAGUGGCGGGCGCUUUGAGUUCGACGACGGCGGAGCUUACUGCGGAGGCUGGGAGGGGGGCAAAGCCCACGGCCAUGGCAUCUGCACCGGACCCAAAGGCCAGGGCGAGUUCUCCGGCUCCUGGAACUACGGCUUCGAGGUGGUGGGAGUGUACACCUGGCCCAGCGGGAACACCUACGAGGGCUACUGGUCGCAGGGGAAGCGUCACGGCCUGGGAGUAGAGUCCAAAGGACACUGGAUUUACAAAGGGGAAUGGACUCAUGGCUUUAAAGGGAGAUAUGGCAUCCGGAUCAGUGUUGGCAGUGGUGCCAAGUAUGAAGGAACAUGGAAUAAUGGGCUUCAGGAUGGAUAUGGAACAGAGACAUAUGCUGAUGGAGGUACUUUCCAGGGUCAGUUCACGGGUGGGAUGCGGCACGGCUAUGGGGUCCGGCAGAGCGUCCCUUAUGGCAUGGCAGCAGUCGUCCGCUCCCCUCUUCGUACCUCCCUGACCUCCCUUCGCAGCGAGCACAGCAACGGCACCGUCUUGCAGCAAGACGUCCCCACGAUCACCACCACCAACGCCUCGGGCGAGGAGACGCCCGUCGCCACCCCUACCCAGCUGGGACCGUCCCGCGGAGGCUUUGCUCUCACUCUACAGGUGGACCCAGAGGCUGUGAAACCCAAAAAGAAAGGCCUGUUCAACAGGAGCUCCCUGCUGGGUAAGCUAAAGAAGUCCGACUCCAGUACCUCGCUGUCCAGCCAGAAGAGCAAAAUCAGCUUCCUAAGGACGGAGUCGGCUCUCAGCUCCAACGCCAGCGACACCAACUCCACCAUCAGCAUCGGGGACGAGAGCCUGGCCGGAGCCGAGGAUUUCCCCCCAGUGGAGGCCGACAUUGACGCCACCACCACAGAGGUCUAUAUGGGCGAGUGGAAGAACGACAAGCGCUCAGGAUAUGGAAUAAGCGAGAGGUCCAGCGGGCUGAAGUACGAGGGCGAGUGGCUGAACAACCAGAGACACGGCUACGGCUGCACCACCUUCGCUGAGGGAGGGAAGGAGGAGGGCAAGUACAUGAACAACUUGCUGGUGAAGGCCAUGAAGAAGAGGGUGAUCCAGCUGAAGGGAACCAAGAUCAAGCAGAAGGUGGAGCGGGCGGUGGAGGGUGCUCAGAGGGCUGCAGCCAUCGGCAAGCAGAAGGCAGAGAUCGCUGCUUCCAGGACGACCCAUGCCAAGGCCAAGUCCGAUGGGGCGGAGCAGGCGGCCCAGGCCUCCAACAGUGAGUCCAGCAUUGCCAGACUGGUGGCCAAAGAGCUCUCCCCUUCCUUCUACCAGCCAGGACCUGAGUACCUGAAGAAGAGAGUGUUACUGGAGGUCGGGGAGGGAAGUGAGAACAUAGAGACUGUCAUGCACGAGCCGCUGCUGGCCGAGGAGGAGCCCCUGCCCACGCCGCCCGAAAGCCCACUCAUGAAUGAACUGGACACCCUCCUGCCCGGCUCGUCCCCAGCCCGCACCCCCUCCCCCAGCCCAGGCUUCAUCAGCAAGGAAGAGCCCAAACUCCUCAGUCCAGGAAGCUGGAACGAAGACAGGAGCAUUAAAGGUGGUGGCAGUAAGGGUAGCAGUAAAUCCAACAGCAGGCCCAACAGUCGCCCCACUACCCCGUCGACCUCUGCUCCUGCCUCGGCUGCACCUGAAGGCGGAGGGGCCCCCGGCAGCCGUGGCCCCUCUCGCACCCCCAGCCGUCAGAGCAGCAAGAUAGAGCAGGGCUCGGACCUGGAGAUCAAGCCCCUGCAGAAGUUUGACUCCGAGGUGAAAGCUCCAGAUGUCCCGCCUGCACCAGCUGCCCCGGUAAGGAACAGCCUCAUCUUACCAGAUGAAGACGAAGCCCCGCGCCCCAUCUCCAAAGUGUCCUCCAAAGCUGUCCCCCCCGAGCCAAAAAUCAACGAGGUCAAAACCGAAAGAGCUCCAUCGGUCCAGGAACGAGCGCCGUCCGUCUCCGAGAACAGAGUGGAGUCCAGGGAGGUGAGCAGGCCGUCCAGCAAAGCAGAGACAAAGCCGUUGCCAAAGCGGCAACCCAGCCCAGCGCCGUCCCCCAAACCCAGUCUUGAACCUAAAACAGUACCAAAGCAAGUGGAAGACAAAGCCAUUGUUGUCAAACCAGCCUCAAAAGUGGAGCUCAAAACAGAAGCCAGACCAAAGGCCAUGGUGUCAAGCCCAAGUCCUACGGUGACUGCCGAGUCUUUGGAGCUGGAGGGCCCAAACACCAUUAUGAUCUGCAUGGUCAUCCUGCUGAACAUCGGGCUGGCCAUUCUCUUUGUCCACAUUUUGUCAUGAGACAUUGUCCACCACCUCAGGUCACCAGUGGUGUUGGAGCGAGACGGCCUGCCUCCUCCUCAGUUAGGACCAGAGAUCAAAGAUGGCCGCCGAGGACUCAAAGACGCCUCAUACAGACAAAGAGUUUGGGUUGGUGUGACUGUGUGAGGUUCCGUGAAGCUCCUCUCUUUCCACAGGUUUGAAAAACUGAGGGACAUGAACCGGAUUCAGUGCAUCUGAAUAGGAUGGUGUGUGUGUGUUGAAGUCGGGGCUGGAUGGUAGAGUGUGUUCUCAGUGUUAACACUGGAGACGCUCAAGAAGUCAAUGCAUCUAUCGUCACAGUGUGUCACAAGUGUGUGCAAAAAUAAUAAGUCAAUCCUUAACUGGCACACUGGCUGAUUAGACAAUCUCAGUAGGCAAUUACACUCUGUCACAAGACAGGUUUGUAUGAUGAAGGAAUGUUGAGAACAUCCUGUAUGCAGAUUGAAUAUUCUCUCUGCUGUCAUCUUCACCGAUGACAGAAAUUCAACUGCAGCGGACGUGGAGGAGAUUUAUGAGUUAUAACUGCUACUAUCAAUUUAAUAAUCUGCAAUGUCCACUGUGUGGUAAAAAAUCUGAAAGUUCAUUAAGUAGGAGUCUAAAAUAAAGUAAAUACUGCAAAGUACUGCAAACUGUAACCCAACGCUGCAUAAAAAGCCACUUUGUUUUCAUCUUGUUGCUCUUCGGUGUCUUCAGACUCCGAAGAAUCUAGUUACGUUUUGACGAUAGCAUUCUAAACUGGGGUGUACUACACUGUGAAACUUUCUAUUUUCACUGGGAUUUAUUUGCAUUUGUUGUCAUUGUGCUGCGAAACCAAUUAGAGAAGGGAAAUAGGAAGCUUAUGAGUGUCGAUGUACUGGAUGUUCCUGUGGUGGUUCUCAUGCACCCAGGUGGUUUUAAGUGAGAGGGGUAUGUUUUGCAAUAGAAUGAGCAAGCAGGAAAAAGCUUAUUUAAAACGAUCACUGUAUGUUGUGCUAAGGUUUCACAAUCUACGUAUUUGUAUUAAUGCAAGCGUAGCAGCGGGAGGUGGGUUGGGUGUUUGCCUGUGAUCUAUUCAUGUGUUUCAGUGUUAACAUCUGGCGUCUCUUGUUGCACACCGCAUCAUAUCCAGGGCCUGUUGUGCUUCAGAGCCAAAUAUGACUUCAAUUUUUGUACGCAUGAGGGCACUUUGUGUGUAUGUGUCUGUUUUUGUACCGUUCUGAAGUGCACAUCUUUUCAGCAUUCAAAAUAUUCUGUUGGAUUUUUUUCAGAGGUAAAUACGCAACCCUA
Molecule: messenger RNA, 4067 nt
Organism: Etheostoma cragini (Arkansas darter)
Lineage: Eukaryota; Metazoa; Chordata; Actinopteri; Perciformes; Percidae
Gene: jph2
Product: junctophilin 2
Exons: 6
Coding region: 471-2780 (769 amino acids)
Cellular component (GO): plasma membrane; sarcoplasmic reticulum; endoplasmic reticulum membrane
Source: RefSeq, a predicted model, not a curated record